AUGGACACAGCUCCCUGCCCCAAGCCUGGGCAGGGAGAGGUCCAAACAGCCCCUUCAGCCCCCCCAGAACAGCCCUCAUGCCCAGCUCUGUUCUCUCUACAGAUCGAAUUCACGGCAGAGCAGAUCGAAGAGUUCAAAGAAGCCUUUGGGCUGUUUGACCGGACACCCUCGGGGAUGAUGCAGAUCACCUACGCUCAGUGUGGGGAUGUGCUCCGGGCGCUCGGCCACAAUCCCACCAACGCAGAGGUCCUGAAGGUGCUGGGCAAGCCCAAACCAGAAGAGAUGAACACGAAGCUGUUGGACUUUGAGACCUUCCUGCCCAUCCUGCAGCACUUCACCCGCCACAAGGAGCAGAGCACCUUCGAGGACUUUGUGGAAGGGCUGAGGGUGUUUGACAAGGAGGGCAAUGGGAUGGUGAUGGGCGCAGAGCUGCGUCACGUGCUGGUCACGCUGGGGGAGAAGAUGACAGAAAGUGAGGUGGAACAGCUCAUGGCAGGGCAGGAAGAUGCCAAUGGCUGUAUCAACUAUGAAGCUUUUGUCAAGCACAUCAUGUCUGGCUGAAAGGAGAAACUUCAGGUGAGUUCAUUGAGGUCUCCUGCUGCUUCCUCUGAAGUUGGAAAUCCUGCACAUAACAUCCAGGGACAGAGGGACCAAACCCCAAACCUGCAGUGGACUAAAGCAAUGGGGAUGGUCCCAGCUCUGAAGGCACAAAACACUGUGUGGAUGAUCAGGAAUCUCAUUUGAAGUCCUG
Molecule: messenger RNA, 751 nt
Organism: Acanthisitta chloris (rifleman)
Lineage: Eukaryota; Metazoa; Chordata; Aves; Passeriformes; Acanthisittidae
Product: myosin light chain, embryonic-like
Exons: 5
Coding region: 1-561 (186 amino acids)
Cellular component (GO): myosin II complex
Molecular function (GO): calcium ion binding
Source: RefSeq, a predicted model, not a curated record